Coprinopsis cinerea okayama7#130 is the source of this 492-nucleotide messenger RNA. RefSeq lists its product as hypothetical. The record is from RefSeq and is a predicted model, not a curated record. The coding region runs from base 1 to 492 and encodes 163 amino acids. The transcript has 3 exons. Lineage: Eukaryota; Fungi; Basidiomycota; Agaricomycetes; Agaricales; Psathyrellaceae.
AUGGGACAGCCCCAGCUGGGACAUUAUGCAACCUUGGUAAAUCACCGCAUGGACGCAGCAGACAGGGCGCUCCCGCUACGACGAAUCCUCCUUCGACGCUGGAACAUUCGACCUGUGCGUGAUCUCCCAAGGUCGCAUGUUCCAGCUGGGGAGCCUCAAAAAUUGAACGAGCCCAGCUGGAACAUUCAACCUGUGCGUGAUCUCCCAAGGUCGCAUGUUCCAGCUGGGGAGCCUCAAAAAUUGAACGAGCCCAGCUGGAACAUUCAACCUGUGCGUGAUCUCCCAAGGUCGCAUGUUCCCAGCUGGGGAGCCUCAAAAAUUGAACGAGCCCAGCUGGAACAUGUGGGCUCACCCUCAAAAUUUGGAAGCCUCGACCUUGGGACAUCAGGCAAGAGGCGACGCGAGCUGGGACAUCGGUGGCGGGAAGGUCGCACAGGCCUUAUGUCCCAGCUGAGCGAGCUUGAAUCUACAGGUACCUCCGCUGGGAUAUGA